Besnoitia besnoiti is the source of this 2433-nucleotide messenger RNA. Its product is annotated as sodium/hydrogen exchanger 3 protein. Gene Ontology annotation, molecular function: sodium:proton antiporter activity. The transcript is spliced from 10 exons. Gene Ontology annotation, biological process: sodium ion transport; proton transmembrane transport; regulation of pH. Lineage: Eukaryota; Apicomplexa; Conoidasida; Eucoccidiorida; Sarcocystidae. The coding region runs from base 1 to 2433 and encodes 810 amino acids. Gene Ontology annotation, cellular component: membrane. The record is from RefSeq and is a predicted model, not a curated record.
AUGUUUUCUCUCUCUACUCUUCGUUCCCACUCGCGGCGAGGCCGAUGCGACCCACUUUCCCUCCGCGGAGGCUUGUCGCUGUCGCGCGUCGUCUGCGCCCUUGUCUCGCCUCUCGUCUUCGCGCUUCUGGCCUUUCCUGCGCGUGACUCCUCUCUCUCUCCGUAUCGCCAUUUUUUGCUUUCUUCGCCUCCUCUUCACUCGCUGUCUCUCGCGCUUCCCGCGUCCGCGUCGCCUGUCGCUGACUGGGUUGACCGGCUGCCUUCCGUGCCCUUCUUCGCUUCCUAUGGAAACUCGACGUGGUUUUCUCUGGACGGCGGCGCCGCGCCGGCUGCGGAAGCGCCUCCUGCGGUCGCCGCAGCCUCGUCUCCUACUGCAUCGCCCGCGCCGGGGGCGGGUGCUGCCUCCGAGGACAAGAGCGCGGCGAGCGCCUCCUCUGCCGGCGCGGCCUCCACUACGCCUCGUUUUCCCAGCGCCGCCGCGACUGUCGAGCCGCCUGGCACGUCGCCGGCGGCCUCGCAGCCCCCCGAGCUAGUGCGCGACGAGGCGGCGGAGGCUCCGGAGGCGAAGAAGGAGGAGGAAAAGUCGUCGCCUUCGAAGCUCGCGACGGCGGCGCCCGCGGCGCCUGCAGAAGGCCUAGCUGCGUCCUUUACGAACGUGAACAUGCUGCUGCUGGCGCUCUGUCUGCUUUGCUGCUUCGGCUUCGGCUACUUGAUUCACAUGAACGUCAUUCGGCACCUGCCUGACUCGGGCGCGGCGAUGCUCAUCGGCUUCGUCUUUGGGCUCCUCGCCCGCGUCUUCGGGCCUUCGGCGGCGGAGAACUCGUUCCUGCACUUUGACCCGCAGUUCUUCUAUUUUGUGCUGCUGCCGCCCAUCGUCCUCGAGGCCGGAUUCUGCCUGAACAAAGCCGCCUUCGUCUACAACCUCGGACCCAUCCUCAUGCUCUCCAUUGCCGGGACGAUUCUCUCGGCGUUCAUCAUCGCACAGGUGACCUUCGCGACCGCCCACAUCUCCGGGCUCGAGGGGCCUGCGCACGAAAUCCGCGGCUUCUCGUGGGCGUUCGCGUCGCUGAUCAGCGCAACGGACACCGUGGCUACGCUGAGCAUCAUCGGCAGCCCUAAGUUCCGCCUCGGCAAGAAGGGCGUCGACCUCUACAGCAUCCUCAUGGGGGAGAGCGUCCUGAACGACGCGGUCUCGAUUGCGCUCACGCGAAGUGUCCUGAAGCUGUUCUUCACUGCCGAAGCCGUCGUUGCGCAGAGGGCCUCCGGGAUCGAUGUCAUCGCCGACUUUGUCUCCGUCGUUGUCGGGAGCUUGAUCAUCGGCUUGGGGCUCGGCGCAGCCUGCUGCUUUUGCUUUCGACAUUCACAGCUAAGAAGACUUCCGGAGUACGAAGUCGCGAUCACGCUGCUGACCGCCUACAUGGCUUUCGGCGUCUCCGAGUGGCUGGGUUUCUCCGGCGUCGUCUCGCUCUUCUUCUGCGGCGUGAUGCUUGGGCAUUUCAACAUGCACAAUCUUUCGAAGAAGUCGCGAUACUCGAUUGAUAUCGUCUUCAAGACCAUCGCCCUCAUCAGCGAAAAAACAGUCUUCGCCUACCUCGGCGUCGUCGCGGCUAUUGGGAUCGGAGAACGCGCGUUCAACAUUUGCUUCAUCCUCAUCUCUCUGAGCGCGUGUGCAAUCAGCCGCGUCGCCUGCGUCUUUCCGCUCUGCUUCAUCAGCAACAGAUUUCGGCGCGAGGAAGAAAGAAUCGACUUCAAGCAGCAAAUCCUCAUGUGGCUGGCAGGCCUCCGCGGCGCGGUCGCGUUCGCCCUGGCGAUGACGAUUCCCUGCAGCUUUGACAUGUGGCGAGCCGUCUGUCGUCACAACAAAGACUUGGUGAUCACAACGACGUUGGUGCUGGUGGCGGUCACGACGCUGGGCGUCGGCUCGGUGUUGGAGUACUCUGCUGUCAAGCUCGGCACAGUGCAGCGGCGCCGCGAGCCUGCGGGCGGCGGCGCGCUCCUUCCGCACUCGCCGUCGGGCGCCGAGGGCCUGCUGCUUUCUUCGGCCUCGUCGCCUGCGGACUCCAACGACGAAGGCGCAGCUGAGCCCGACGAGCCCACUGCGGAGAUGCACUUUGCACUUGAAGACGGCGACCGCGAGAAAGGCAGCGAGGAAGAAGAGGCACAGCCAAACUUUGACGCCAGCGGGAGGCCCCUGGGAGCAUGCAUUCGCUUCCUUUACCGUCUCGACCGCGAGUACCUACAGCGCUGGUUCGGCCGCGACGACACCUGCGGCGCCUCUCAGGCGGCUGACGCGUUUGCCGCCUCGUCGUUCCCUGCGGCGCGUUCAGAGGCUGCCGCCCUCGAGCAAGCGACAGUCACCGCAGUCGGUCCGCAGCACCACGAGGAAGGAGACAUGCUCAGGCGCUGGUCGUUAAAGAAUCCCGCUGGAGUGUGA